Molecule: messenger RNA, 2793 nt
Organism: Durio zibethinus
Lineage: Eukaryota; Viridiplantae; Streptophyta; Magnoliopsida; Malvales; Malvaceae
Source: RefSeq, a predicted model, not a curated record
UUAACAAAACAAAAAAAUGAGAGAAAACAUGAAAUCGUGAUAAAAAUCGUAUGUUUAUAUGAUUUGAUAGGAAAAAGAGUAACAAAAUUUGUAAUUACAUAGGCAACAAUGAGGGUGGCGGAGACAGAGAACGACUAAUGUGGACACGUGUAAUGGAAGGCAUGUGUGAGGCACUUCAUGGUCGUACCAUUAUUGGUCCAUGUGACAGUUGCCAGAAAGAAUGGAUGUUCAACUAGAAUUUGCGUCCUACUGUUUUUAGUUGCCUUCACUGAUCCCCCUCCAAUUACACUAUUAUCCCUUUCGUUUAAAAUCGCUUCAAAUCAUUGAAAAUUAUGUUUAUUGUGCCAUUACCUUCGGUGAAAAUCGUUGGCAUUGUCGUCCAUUAAGAAAAAAGUGAUGACAUUUGCGUACUUUCAAAUUUACCACCACCACAACAAAGGCACAAAUUCAUUGCUUGUCUGUCAUGGUGAUGGAGGUGAGUCUGCACCCAGCACCAACAGAGACAAACAAAAACCACAGAAACUGUGAGCGAUAAAAGAUUGAGAGAGAAACUAUUUCUUUUUGAGCUCUGUUCACUUCGGAGAAAGAAGAAGAAGAAGAGCGGAGAAGCUCUCCGUUUUGCGCAAAGCAAUGCCUGUUAAUGCCAGAAUUCAACGCUAUUCUUAUCUCAAACUCUGACGCUUUUUUUUUUCUUGAAGAUAGAAAAGAAAAAGAACCAACCAAAGCAUAGAAAUAAGUGGAAACGCCUUGGGAGUAGCAGUUGAAACGGAUACUGCGUUGUUCUUUGCUUUGAAAAAUCGAAGAUCUGGAUAGAUCCUGGGAAGCAGCUUUUGAUUCUCAAAUUUGAGCUACGUAUCGCCGAUUCUCUAAAGAAAUCAGUUGUGGCUUUUGUUGAGCAAUGCAAGUUCUUCUUACGGUGACGCUUCUAGCAUAGAAGAGGUGAAAACGAGCGAAUAUCUCCCAUCUGGCCUUUUUUUGGUUUCAGGUUUGAUUGAGAGGAAAGGAUGGCAUCUUCGUGGGAACAUUUCGGAGAAAUUGCAAAUGUAGCCCAGCUCGUGGGCUUUGAUGCGGUGCGCUUAAUAGCUAUGAUAGUUAGAGCUGCAACCGCAGCGCGAAUGCACAAGAAGAAUUGCAUGCGAUUCGCACAGCAUCUCAAGUUGAUCGGUAACUUGCUGGAGCAGCUUAAGAUGUCGGAGCUUAAGAGGUAUCCCGAGACGCGAGAGCCGUUGGAGCAGCUUGAGGAUGCGUUAAGGAGGUCUUACAUUUUAGUGAACAGUUGCCAGGAUAGGAGCUAUUUGUAUCUUCUGGCCAUGGGAUGGAACAUUGUAUAUCAAUUUAGGAAGGCCCAGACUGAAAUCGACCGGUAUUUGAAGAUUGUCCCUCUUAUCACUCUGGUGGAUAAUGCUCGAGUCAGGGAGAGGCUAGAAGCUAUUGAGAAAGAUCAGCAUGAGUACACAUUGGAUGAAGAGGACAGAAGGGUGCAAGAUGUUAUACUGAAACCGGAACCCUCAAAAAAUGAUGCUAUGAUUUUGAAAAAAACUCUUUCUUGCACAUAUCCAAAUUUGUGUUUUAAUGAAGCACUUAAAAAAGAAAAUGAAAAGCUUCAACUAGAACUACAACAAUCACAAGCUAAUUAUGAUGUGCAGCAGUGUGAUGUAAUCCAGCAUUUGCUUGAUGUAACAGAAGUUGCUGCUGCAACUUCUAUUCCGGAUAAUAGUUCAUCCAUGAAAGGGUCUAGGAAGGUAGAAUGUAACAUCUCAGAUGCCGAUAGUGAGAAAGGUUAUUCAUAUGAUGAAAGCUCUCCUAAGAAGUCUGAUUCUCACACAACUUCAAGAAACACAUCUUCAGUUUCAUCAGGACACGAUCUGCUGUCUGAUAGAGGUUCACAUCGGAACAAAGAAUGGCAUGCUGAUUUGCUUGGUUGUUGCUCAGAACCAUAUCUUUGUAUAAAGACAUUCUUCUAUCCUUGCGGUACAUUUUCAAAGAUUGCUACUGUGGCAAUGAACAGGCACAUGUCUUCUACAGAAGCAUGCAAUGAAAUGAUGGCGUAUUCAUUGAUAUUGUCAUGCUGUUGCUACACUUGCUGCGUUAGAAGGAAGCUUCGCAAGGCGUUGAACAUUACGGGUGGAUUUGUUGAUGAUUUCCUCUCACAUUUGAUGUGUUGCUGUUGUGCCCUUGUUCAAGAGUGGAGAGAAGUAGAGAUACGUGGGGUUUAUGGUCCAGAGAAGACUAAAACAAGCCCUCCACCAUCAAAAUUUAUGGAAUCAUGAGUGACAGGACUGAAAGGCUUAUUUCCAUUGAAGGUUGAUAAAGCCGAAUAUAGAAUAUAGCCUCUAGUGGCCACUGUUAAAUUGAAACUGUACUGUGAUUGCUCCCUUGCCUUGGAGUCUGCAGACAUGUACUUUAGUCCAAUUAUAUUUGGAGAUUCAGCACAUGUUGUAUCAUACACUAUUUUCAAUGGUAUAGUGGUUUUUGGAUCCAUUUCUUCGUUAGAGAUAGAGACACAACUACUAAAAUGAAUAAUAAAGACAUUAAUAUAUAUUUUUUGAAAACAGAAAGAUGUUAACAUAUUAAGAUUAAACAAGGUUGAAUUUACCAUACGGCCGCGUCUAAUCUUUUUCACAAAGGUUAAAAUAAAUCGGUGAAAGCCCCUUUAUUUCUCCUAGUUGGUCUAGGCCUAAUGACAAAUCCUUUAUUUGGUUUACGUUCCCUUCGCAUCCCCCACGUGUCAACAUAUGAGUGGUCCGCUGAGAACAAACACAAUCAAGAGGCACCAUGUCUAAAAGAAACCAA